Messenger RNA from Nipponia nippon (crested ibis), 1100 nucleotides. RefSeq names its product PIN2 (TERF1) interacting telomerase inhibitor 1 (gene PINX1). Gene Ontology annotation, cellular component: nucleolus. Lineage: Eukaryota; Metazoa; Chordata; Aves; Pelecaniformes; Threskiornithidae. Gene Ontology annotation, molecular function: telomerase inhibitor activity; nucleic acid binding. The record is from RefSeq and is a predicted model, not a curated record.
GGGGAGGAAGGGAGGUCCCCAAGAUGGCGAUGCUGGCGGAGCCCCGUAGAAGGCAGAAGUGGUCUGUGGAUCCACGGAAUAGCGCUUGGAGUAAAGAUGAAUCUAAAUUUGGCCAGAAGAUGCUGGAAAAGAUGGGCUGGUCCAAAGGAAAGGGUCUUGGGGCUCAGGAACAAGGAAAUACAGAACAUAUCAAGGUUCAGGUGAAAAACAACUUGCUGGGGUUAGGAGCAACCAUCAAUUAUGAGGACAACUGGAUUGCUCAUCAGGAUGACUUCAACAAGCUUCUGGCUGAACUGAAUGAUUGCCACGGACAGGGUGAAACAGAGUCCUCAGCGAAUAACCAGAAGAAGACAUUCAGUCUCGAAGAAAAAUCCAGAUCUUCCAAGAAACGUGUCCAUUAUAUGAAGUUUGCAAAAGGUAAGGAUCUCUCUUCGCGCAGUGAAGAUGAUCUGUCCUGCAUAUUUGGGAAGCGACAGAAGAGUAUGAAGACACAGGAGGAUGUUACCGAUCCGGAGCCUCAGGAAGAGAAGAAGAGAAACGGCUGGCUAUCCGAGCCUGCCGACGGUUACAAUACAGUGAAGAGUGCUCUCACUGUACAGGAAUAUUUCGCUAAGCGCAUGGCAAAACUGAAGGGAUCCCAGAAUGAAGCAGAAACAAAGGUAGAUCAUUCCUGCCCAACAGCUGACGAAGCUUUGGAGCCUUCAGAAGAACUGAAAACCAAAGUCAAAAAGAAAAAGAAGAAGCAGAAGAGAGAUGAGGCAGAGAGUACAGAGUAUGGUGAGAAACCAAAAGUGAAACAAUCUAAGAUAGGUAGCUUGAAUGGAAAGGAACUGGAUGCUUCAUUAAAUGAGUGUCACUCAGGGAAAAAGAAAAGGAAACAUAAAGAGCAGCACGAAGAGGAAAGAGUUAGUUGUGAUGAAAAUAUGGUCAACGGAGAAAUUGAUACAGGAUUAUCUGAUGGGGAAGAUCUCAGCGUAAAGGACUAUGAGGCAAAGCAAAAGAAACGCCAUAAGAAGAAACACAACAGGCAAAAAGAGGAGACAGAUGAGUGUAUCGAAGGAGCGCAGAGAAAGAAAAAGAAGCACUGCAAGCACAUUUAA